AUGAACACCAGCUCCUCGAAUACCGCCGCUACCACGAUCCUGGACUUGCCGGCGGAAUUGAUUGAGCACAUUUGCUGCUGGGACUCGUUGAAAUUGGUUGACGUGUUGAACCUUGCUGUCACGCACUCGAAACUGGAAAAUUGCUUGUUCCAAGAGUCAAACUCUCGCCUGUGGAAAUCCAAAUUCAUACAAAAAUACGGUUUGUUGGACAAUGAGGAAUAUGGAGUUGUUAUCGACGAGGAAAACAGUUGGAAGGAUGAAAUAAAAAUGCGUAUAAGUUUGGACAAAGCUGUAUCUGAUGAAAUAAAACAAAUGCCGUCCAAGUACAUGAUGAUUAGAGAUAUACCUUAUCAUGCAUUUCCUUUAAAUCAAUAUUUGCACUCAAAAAAUGAAGGCCAUAGAUUUUAUAUUCUAUCAGCAACUGCAGCAUAUUAUAAGCAACAACAGAGUAACGAAUGCUGUGAUGAUCUAUUGUUCAUGGCACAUCAAUUUCUUAUGUAUUCGUGCCAAGUGUAUUUUGGUUACAAGAUACGGAAUUUCUUAAGUUUACCACCGGCAGAACAAAUUGUUGAACGAGGAUUUUACUUACUUGAACGUUGUUUUUGUCCUACAGUUGACAAACCAUAUCAGGAUAUGAAUAAAAGUUUAAAUAAUAUAGCUAUUAAUGUGUAUAAUCGCAUUUGGUCAGCAAACCCAGUCCAUCCUCUGUUUGAACAUGAAAACUGUUUAAAAAAAGUGGUUGAACGAGGAAAAUUCAAUCUUGAUCAUGAUUUAUUUGAUGAAACUAGCACAAUGUUUAUACUUGACAACAUAAGACAAAUCAUAUUUUCAGAAGAUCAACUGGUUUGUAAUUGUACCGGAAACUUAAAUUGCUUUUUCUUACAGCAGGUUAUUGAAAAGAGAAAAGGUUCUGUAUUUUUACUGUGUGUAAUAUUUGAAUCGGUUGCUAGACGAUUAGGAGUAAAAGUUUUUAUAACUGCAUCAUCUGUUUUCAAAUAUGCAAAAAAUUUUGUAACAUGGUCAUCUUCAUGGCCGGGAAACAAAAUUAAGAACCCUACAUGCUACUUGGUAGAUAUCGCUAAUCGUGGUGUCAUGAAGGUUAAUCGAGUCUCAAGAAAAUUGCCAAAACAAUAUAUUGGAACUUCUAUACUUGACUUGUUUUGGACAUUUAGUAAAAACGUGGAACAGGUCUUUAGUGCGGAAUCGAGAAGGCCAUGUAAAUAUGUGUGGGAUUUCCAAGUAUUCUUAAAACCUGAUUAUCCUAAUCUUCUGAUUCGAAAAGCAGAUAUUCUUCAGCUUUUAGACUUUUGUCGAUGCCCCUUACUUAGAAAUCCGGAUAAUCCCAAUGCUCCAAACCACGAAGAUGAGAAGAACAAUAUUCACAUAGAUUGGGGACACACUUUCCCGCUAACACCAAAACGACGUGGUGAGUUCAAUGAUCCAAAAUUUGCAAUUGGGAUGAUGAUUGCAUAUAUUAACACAAAUUCAAGAGAGGUACUGCUACAGGGAAUUGUUGUGGGCUGGGAAAGAAUAUGCCCCACAAACCGUACAGAACAUUACUAUGUGCUCAUCAGACCUCAGUCGUUGGAGGUAUUUGAUAACCCUAGUACCUACAUCAUGUUUGACGAAAGAAAUGGAAACUUGCAGCGGCAACUCAAACCAGACUAUUACAGGUUCAUGAACACUGGCAAGUUUUUCACGCAUUACAGUCAUGAGUUGUGCGCUUUUAUGCCAAUUAAUAGUUUGGCACAACUUUAUCCCGAUGAUCUUACUUACACUAUUACGCUUGAGAAUGUUUAA
Messenger RNA from Macrosiphum euphorbiae (potato aphid), 1800 nucleotides. The record is from the annotation of a GenBank genome assembly. NCBI's taxonomy places the organism in Eukaryota, Metazoa, Arthropoda, Insecta, Hemiptera, Aphididae.